Molecule: messenger RNA, 1779 nt
Organism: Sphenostylis stenocarpa
Lineage: Eukaryota; Viridiplantae; Streptophyta; Magnoliopsida; Fabales; Fabaceae
Source: the annotation of a GenBank genome assembly
AUGGGUCAUGAGAGUCCUCUUCUAGUUAUUAUUUUAUUUUCAUUCUUGUUAAGAAGUGAGGCAUGGGGAUGGUUUUCAUCAUUCAAGGAGACUCCCUCCAGUGACAGGACUUUUUCCAAUGGAGGCAAUUUUAGAGGUUCUAGUGCGGAGUUCUCUAUUGAGGCCUUCAACGACCAAAAGGGAAUGAAGUUAGUAGAUAAUGCUAAGAAGAAAAUGAUUAGCUCAAAUUCUUGUUGGCAAAAUGCAUAUGAACAUCUUUUUGCUGGGUGUUCUGAGAUCUUGGCUGUUGAUGAGAAGAGAUCUAGAUUAGCUUGGCAUCUAAGUGAUUGCUUCCAGAGGGAUUCUGGCAGAUCUCCCUUUCCACACUGUGACACCAAAGCUUCUAUUGCUUCGUGCUUAAGAACCUUAGACGACCUUGCCCAUAAGGUUUAUCUUGAAUUCUACCUUGAAACCAACACCAUUUGUUAUCAGUUACAGGCAUAUGCAUUCAAACAUGAAACUGAGAGACUUGUGACUGAAUUAAAAAGUUCAGCCCAGUAUGUUGAGGACAGGUUAGAUAGCAUUGAAGAGAAAUCAGAACAUCUAUUACAAGGCUCUAAAAAGAUUCAUGAUUCUCUUGAUUCAAUUGGUAGCCACACUCAACAAGUAGCUCAAACUGCUAGAAAUCUGGAAGGUCACAUAGAUUCUGUAUUAAUACAUUCAAAGAGUGUCUACGAGCAGACUACAAAAAUUGCACUAUCACAGUCACAGUUACAAGAAGGGCAAGAGGAUAUGAAGAGAAGUUUGGAGGAUGGGGUAACAGUGCUCAAAGAAUCUUAUAAUUAUUUGGGCAAAGAAAUUGAAAAGUUAAGAGACGAAGCCAUUGAUAUUGAGAAUGAGGUAAUUAAAGUUGGAGAUGCUAUGUCAUCAAAGAUGAACACCCUGCAAAGCAAAGCUGAAGAUAUUGGUAAAAUGGCUGGGAUUUCCUUAGAUAAGCAACAGAAACUUUUAGAUGGGCAAUCCACAGCACUUGAGAGCCUAAACUCAUUGACGGAGUUUCAAUCCAAAGCACUGGAAGAGAGCAGGAAAACCCUACAGUAUUUCGCUGAAUAUGGGCAUAGACAACAUGAAGAGCUUGUUCAGCGUCAGGAACAGAUUCAAGGAUUUCAUGAUCGUUUGAUGGAAAAUUCAAAGUCAAUAUUGUCUUCUCAGGAAUCUUUUGAAUCCAAGCAGGCUUCCAUGUUUGUUGUUUUAGACAGGAUUUUUGCUUUGCAAAAUGCGUUGUUACUUGAAUCAAGAAUGAUCAAAGCUUUCUUCGUUUAUUCCAUAUCAAUCUUUGUCAUCUUCAUGUUGACUAGUACGAAGCAAACAUACAACAUGAGACCGUUCCUAUAUAUUGAGCUUUUAGCAACUUUAUUUGUGGAAGUACUCAUUAUUCGUUUAACAAGUGACAACAUUGAGCACCAAACCUGGAUAAUAAACAUGGCCAGAUUAUUUUUCAUGGUAGCUGCAUCGGUUCAACUGCUACAUGCCAUUUUCACUUACAAGGACUAUGAAACAUUGAACCAUCAAAUGCUGCUAACUCUGAUAAACAAGGUUAACACCAUGCAAAAACAAAAUCAAUUGUCAUGGGAAGAGGAUACUGAUUACGAGGAUUGGUCUGAAUGGGUAGAUGCUGAUUUACCCGAAGAUGUGAAUUGCCUUGAUGAUCCUGAUUACAUACUUCCAGAAGAAGUUGCAGAGAAUUCAAUUACAGCUAUGAAAAAUUAUAAUCUACGCUCUCGCAAUCUUUUUCAUUGA